Messenger RNA from Pseudovirgaria hyperparasitica, 1688 nucleotides. RefSeq lists its product as uncharacterized. Bases 446 to 1657 code for a protein of 403 amino acids. The transcript has a single exon. Lineage: Eukaryota; Fungi; Ascomycota; Dothideomycetes; Acrospermales; Acrospermaceae. The record is from RefSeq and is a predicted model, not a curated record.
CACAAAUCUACAUACCUCAAAAAUGACACGCGCAGAAUUACCAAAUUCGCAAUUAGCCUCAUCGUUAAUGGGUCUGUGAAAGCUUUGGCUUCAGCCAUGUCCGUCACCCACGAAGAAGAAUGAACAUAUGUCGACGCAUGUUGACCGUGCCCGAUUGUGUCGGGCCAUCCUUGCGAUCCUCCCUCCGCUUCCCGUCGCAUCUCUGGCGAAAAUUUGGUACUGAGACUAAUAUCUUCUCAGAUGGAUCUCCGCUGUAGUGAUAGUGAGAUGAUGUUCAAAACUGCUCUUCCCCCCUGUCAUGGGUCUACCUUCAUGUCUUCAACAUCAACUACAUGUUCUCUUGCUGCCUUGCUCAUAUUGCGGGUCUGGAUCUGGAUUGAUAUUUCUGGGAUCGGGAAAACUCGUAAACGACCAUCAUCCGAUUCCUGGACGGAAUUAGUACAACAUGUCUUCGCCCUCAAAACGAAUGAGCUCGACCUUCACAGUAUCUCCUAUCACCCCAGAUUCGUCAUGGCCACCUCUCAACCGCCUCCCUAGACGGCCAGCCAGUCCGGACCUAUCACAAUCUCAUAGCAAUGGCUUUAGGGACUCCUUUACGCUAUGGAAUCGCAGAAGCCGUCACCAGAACCUCCGGGAUGAAAUCCCCAGUAUACCCAUCUCCCCAAAGACCGCUUAUAUUCCAUACGACCCACCACUGUCACAAAGCCCGCCGCCACCAUCACCACCACUAUCUCCUCCAGCAGAUCAUCUCUCCACCUACUCAGUGUCAAUAUACUCGCGACCAUGCUCGACACGGCUGACUGCACUAUCUCCGCCAUCAAUCCCUCCGCGCUCCCUCGGCCGUCAUACAUACCAACACAUCCAACCUCCAUUAUCCCUCGCCAACAUCGACGAAGUCCGCGCCUCGAACACAUCCCGCCUCGACGCUCCCUUCACGCCCAGCAUCCCCGACGACGUCCUUCUGCGUCACACGGGUAAUGCACCACCAACAUACAGCUCGCACGAACCGAGGCGCGUGCCGUACCUCACAGAGAGUCAGAGGAGUAUGGCAGACUUCACGUGCCGGGCGCACGUGGUGCAUCCGCGGAAAUCAAUCUCCGCCUUGGGCAUGACAAGUGGGAUUCUACAUGUCUUUGUGCUGUUCACAAGCUCAACGGUUGUAGGGCUGCUGGGCCAUUCGAUGUCAAUGUACGAUGAGCGGACAUGGCCCCGGGGCACGAGUCUGGUGCCUACGAUUGUGCUACUUGUGGUCGCGCUGCUGGUUUUGGUGGGCAGUGUAGUGUUGUUGGUGCACAGUGUCUGGCGGAUCAGGCAGCGCAAGAUAGUGCUGAUGCUGGGUGUUUUGGGUUUGGUAUGUGCGUGGACGGCUGGGAUAGCGGUGUUUGGGAUUAUGGAUCAGGAUGGGGGAGGGAGUGGGAGUGGGAGUGGGAUUCAGGCGUUGCGGGGCGUUGCGUGUGGGAUUGAUGAUAGGGGAGGGAUGGGUGGGGACGGAAUGUUUGGAUUGGUUUGUACUGAGCAGGAUGUUGCGUUUUGGGUUGCACUUGUGGCUGGCAUUGUAGAGGUUCUGUGUUUGGCGACGGUGGUGGCAGAGUAUUGUGUUGAGUCGACUGCAGGAGGCACAAAGCACUGGCGAGGGCAGCGUUGGCUUUCGCAUUAGCAGUUUGUUAGCAUACACCUACGUACUUAAU